Messenger RNA from Thrips palmi, 2329 nucleotides. Its product is annotated as synaptic vesicle glycoprotein 2B-like. The record is from RefSeq and is a predicted model, not a curated record. The transcript is spliced from 9 exons. The coding region runs from base 167 to 1795 and encodes 542 amino acids. Gene Ontology annotation, molecular function: transmembrane transporter activity. Lineage: Eukaryota; Metazoa; Arthropoda; Insecta; Thysanoptera; Thripidae. Gene Ontology annotation, biological process: transmembrane transport. Gene Ontology annotation, cellular component: membrane.
CCGUCGCUAACGUCCGCGUCGGCCGUCGGCGCGUGGCGCAGCGCGGCCGCGGCCACCUCCGUCGCCAGCACCUGCAUCCAGGCCACCUCCGCCAAGGCCGCCUGCACCAAGGCCACCUGCACCAGGCCACCGCCGCCACGAGCAGCACCACGACGCGGAGCUCGCCAUGGGGGCGGUCCCCUACGAGGAGGCCAUCGCCCUCACAGGGACGGGGCGGUUCCACCUGCUGCUGCUCAUCAUCAGCGGCAGCACCAUCACGUGCACCACCAGCGAGAUCCUGGGCCCCAGCUACUUGCUGCCGGCCGCGGCCUGCGACCUGCGCAUGUCCGACCUGGACAAGGGCGUGCUGGGCGCCAUCGUGUAUAUCGGGAUGAUCUUCGGCUCGCACUUCUGGGGCUACCUGGCGGACACGGCGGGGAGGCGCAACGUGAUCCGGGUGACGCUGUUCGCCGACGCCGUGGUGGCGCUGCUUUCCGCCUUCGCUCCGAACUACGCCGCGCUCGUCACCCUCAAGUUCCUCAGCGGCUUCUUCAUGACGGCGCCCCAGGCCGUGGCCUACGCCUACCUGGGCGAGUUCCACUCCCCGGACAACCGCGCCAGGGCCUUCGUGUGGGCGGGCGUGUUCCCCGCCAUCGGCCUGCUGCUUCUGCCCGCGAUGGGCUGGCUGGUGCUGCCGCAGCCCUGGGCGGUGUCGCUGCCGCUGGUGGGCGAGGCGCACGCCUGGCGGCUGUACGUGGUGCUGUGCGGCCUGCCCAGCUUCCUCACGGCCGUGGGCUUCUGCUUCCUGCCCGAGAGCCCCAAGUACCUGCUGGGCCAGGGCCGCGACCAGGAGGCGCUGGCCGUGCUGCAGAAGGUGUUCCGCGUCAACUCGGGCCGGCCGGCGCACGAGUAUCCGGUGACGGCCCUGCUGCCCGCCACCAGCGACGCGGGGGCCAAGAAGCUCGCCGACGCCGAGGCGUCCGGCACGGCCGCGGACCCGGCGUCGCGGCCCGCGGGCGUGCGCGCCGUGCUGCGCUCCGUGUGGCAACAGACGGCACCGCUCUUCACUCUGGAGCACGCCCUGUCCACCUUCCUGGCGCUCUUCAUCAUGUUCGGCAUCAUCGCGGGCGCCAACGGGCUGCCCACCUGGCUGCCGGAGCUCUUCAACCGCAUGGCGCUGUGGGAGGGCGAGCACCCCGGCGCCAGCACCAGCAUCUGCGGCUCGGUGGAGGGGCUGCUGCACCGCGACGGCGCGGCCGCCGGCAACGCGUCGUCGUCGUUGGCCCGCCUCCUCCGGACGACGCGAUCGCCCUCCGCCGCCUUCCCCGCGCGGCGCGCCCUCGACCCGGGCGCGUGCGUGGCCACGGUGGAGGAGGCCGUGUUCGUCAACAACCUGUACCUGGGCGUGGCCGCGCUGCUCGCCCCGGUGCUCAGCGUGUACUGCGUCGUGCCCCUGGGCAAGCGCAACCUGCUCAUCCUGUCGCUGUUCCUGACGGGGGCGUGCGGCGUGGCGCUUGACUUGGUGCGCUCCUCGCUGGCCUUCAUGGCGCUGUCCUGCAUCGUGGUGGCCGUCACCGAGAUGUGCAUCUCGCUCUUCUCCAGCGUCGUCGUCGACCUGUUCCCCACGCACCUCAGGGCCAUGGCAGUGUCGCUGUCCCUCAUGUGCGGCCGCAUGGGCUCCAUCGCGGGCAACUUCAUGUUCGGCGCGCUGCUGGAGAACGUGUGUCCGGUCACGUUCUACGCGCUGGGCGGCGUGCUGCUCGUUUGCACCGCGCUGGCGUGCGCCUUGCCGCGCCGGGGGAAGUUUGGAGACUGACGGGCUGACGGCGAAGGCGGGAAGGCACCGCCGCCGCGACCGCCGCGACACAGGCGGACAUUCGACUCUCCGACGAGGCGGCGGAUUGGAGCAAUUGGAGCUGCAGCCUGCUUUGGGGACUCUGUCAUGGGCGGAGGGCAGAGGGUACUCGCGGAAGGCACUCUGCAGGACUUUCUUUUCUUUAGAGUCAGUGAGUGUGUUUGAGGGUGUGUGUGUGCGCGCGCUCGGUGCACGCCCGCUGCCCGCUCGGGCGUUCUGGCUGUGUAACUCAAAUGAACGAAACUUCUCUGGAGGCGGCUGAAGUGGAAGAGACGGGCGCGCCGGAGUCGAAUACGCCCGCCCAGCCCAGCCCAGCCGCAGUGCGAGCCGCUCCCACAUUUCCCUGCUAUGACGAGACACAGUUUGUUCUUUUCCGGACUGCACACACGAGACACGGUCUUCUCAAAUUGUACAUACGAGACACAUUUGUUCUUUCUCAAACUGCACAUUUUUUAAGCCAAAAAUAAAAAUAAAAAGAGGACGACGACAAAACGA